Schistosoma spindalis is the source of this 2454-nucleotide messenger RNA. Lineage: Eukaryota; Metazoa; Platyhelminthes; Trematoda; Strigeidida; Schistosomatidae. The record is from the annotation of a GenBank genome assembly.
GAAGAUGCGGGCAUUUCAACAUCAGGGUCAGUCACAUGCAGGAAAACAUAUCUGUCCUUUUUACCUAAAGAAUCGAUGCAUAUAUGGCGAUCGAUGCAUUAAUUCACAUUGUUUACCGGAAAACAAAUCGUCCCAGACUUCAAAAUCUAUUCCUUGUAAAUUUUAUCUACAAGGCUAUUGUCACAAUGGGAUCAAAUGUACAUUUUCACACAAUAUAAAUGCCAAUUCAUCUCAUACCUAUCGCAGAGAUUUGAAGGGAGCCAUUGACUCAAAAUAUCCAAACAGUCAGUCAAAUAAUCUCACUAAUAAUAAACCAAUAUCACCUGCUUUAACAGGUUUUUCAUUCCGUCAGACUGAAAAAAUGAUCAAAAUGCAGUCAUCUCGAUAUCGUGAAUGGGGAUAUGAAGCUUCGGAAAUUUAUAGCUCCUACGACCAACUGAGUGAAAAAGAGCUAUCUAUAUAUCGUUCAGCUGGAAAUUUUGUUCCUGGGACAAUUCCUUUAUCUUCACCGUCAGAAAAUUUAUGUACAUUUUCUUAAAAGUGAACUGUUUCAUUCUCGUAUCAUGUGUCUAAAAUAAUUCUAUACCAAUUCAUCUACUUCUUGAUUCUAAACUAUAGUCCAAGAUUUUCGUGUCUCAGUGUUUCCACAUAUUCUACACAUCCAUAAUGUAUCUUCGAAAUCCGAUCUGAAUAAGGAUAAGCUACAAUUUGAUAACAAAUGAUCAAAUAUGGCCUAUUCAAACAAGUGUAGACUAUCUGAUUGGAGUCUGCAUGAUUGUCGCAGCCAGUGGUUAGAGACUUUAAAUGAGAUGACUCAAAAUCGUUUGUAAUGGCUCAGGUUCAUACAUUUUUUGUUUUCCUCUAUAUUCAGAGCUUUUUGUGUUUUCAUUUCCCUAACUUAUAUUUUCUUGAAUCGUAUCUUCGAUACCUAAUCUUUUCUAUUACCAUUAAUACUUCAGCUAUCUCUACUGUUGUCCUGACAAUUUCAUUUCUCUGUCCUAAUGGAGUAUGGUAUCUUGAACUGAUGUGCAUACAUACCAGGUUCUACGUUGGGACUCACUGACUAAUUAAGGCAAAUCAAAAUGAACACAAAAUUUAGCAUAAAUUCGUGCUGGUCACUAUUGCUAACUUUGAGUCCUAACAAUAUGCAAGCUAUUGUAUUAAUGCCUGUAUCGACAGUGUCAGAGAAAAUACUUUCUAGCGUCCUUUCACAUGGUUCAUAAUUACUUACUGCUGUUACCCCUCGUGGAGGAGCAUAGGCCGCCCACCAGAAUCCUCCAUCCAACCUUGUCCUCGACAAUCCUUCCCAGUUGCUAUUCUUCCUUUUGAUGUCUGCUUCCAAUUUCCGACGUAGUGUGUUCUUCGGCCAUUUUCUUUUCCGUUCUCCUCCAGGAUUGCAAGUUAGGGCUUGUCUCGUGAUGCAGUUCGGUGAUUUCCGUAAUGUAUGUUCUAUCCCCUUCCAACGACUUUUCCUAAUUUCCUCUCCAGCUGGAAGCUUGUUUAUUCUCUCCCACAGUAGGCUGUUGCUGAUGGUAUCCGGCCAACUAUUUGUAAAUACUUAUACUUUUUUAUGAUGGUUGUAGAAGUUCUCCGCCUGUAGCUUUUCUGGAGUUACUGCCGGUUCCGAGACCGAGUAAAGGUGGAGGGCUGGGCAUUUAGUCGGAAACCCCACCUCCCAGAGAAAAGUCUUGCUAAAAACGCCAACCAAAUUACAUAAAUUAGACCAUUUAAACUGCCUUGGGAGUUGCAAGAAGAAUUGUGACGCUUCACGAUGAAAGACGAGAUCCUUUUGAAGUCACGAGGCCGAUGCCCCUUCUGACAACCAGAGCGACAAUUUUUAUAGGUACAUGGUUCCUAAUUAGUAUAGUCUAUUUGUAGUAUCGCUUCACAGCAUGGAAGAUGUGUGAGAACAGCAGUAAAAGUCUUACAGCAAGUUUAAAUGACUAAUAGACAAACAAGUGCAUCACUCUAAAGCCUCACAGAAAAUUGCAUCGGUCGAAGUUACUAUAUCUCGGAAUGACACAACAAAAGGAAAGAUAUUUCAUGAGAUUGUAGCAAAAUAACCUUUAAAAAUAUAUCAGUAAGUAACCUGUCAUUUGAGCACAGCAUAGGAUUUCACUCCGUAUUGCGUGAAAACUUCAUGCAUUUUUAGACAUAUUUCUUUAGUCUUUUGCAAUAAACCAAUUCCAAUAUAUGCUGAUUUGUAACACGAUAGUUUUGAGUCACUUUGAUAUUCUGUAUCUAAACUAAUUGGCCUUCAAACCAAUAUAAUUUACAUAUGAAAUAACUUUUUACCUGAUUGAUUUCAUGCUGUAUGUGAGAAAUAAUACGGUAUUCAUUCAUCGUAAUUUUGCAGUCACUUCAUGUUUCUGCGUUCAAUCUAUAAGUAUGUAUUAUAAUUCAUUUAUUUCCACAUACUUUAUGUUAUUUUCGUAAAAUAAAAUUUGAUAGUGA